AUGGCUUCCUCAAAGACAACGACUGGUUUCACGGAUCUUCCAGUCGAACUUCGCCUCCGCAUUUACUCCGAAAUUAUCAUCUCCAUCUCUGCAAUGGUUUGGCCUACACACAGACCCGACUCCAAAUAUCCUCUUUGGCUGCUUGAGCAUAUGAAAGAAAUCUUCGUCGCCCAGCGCUUUCCGUCUUCGCACGAUCUAUACAGCUAUUACGGUCUCCUGCUUUCAUGCAAGACUGUCUAUGGCGAAUUCGAGCAUGAGUGGCUCAAGGUCUACGUCCCAUGGUUCAAGAAGGAGUUUGACAUCCACAACUUUGAUCUUCCAACUAUCAGUGGUUGGCUCCAGUCUCCGCUUGUUAUUCUCUCCGGUGUUCGCAAGCUUGCCAACAACUUGCCUUCGUUCUGCAUCUAUCCCAUUUCGUCGCUUGCGUCCGAUCAUACGCCGCUUACCCGGGAGCAGAUCAAGCGCUUUGCGAUUGCCGCCUAA
Molecule: messenger RNA, 483 nt
Organism: Alternaria triticimaculans
Lineage: Eukaryota; Fungi; Ascomycota; Dothideomycetes; Pleosporales; Pleosporaceae
Exons: 3
Coding region: 1-483 (160 amino acids)
Source: RefSeq, a predicted model, not a curated record